Molecule: messenger RNA, 1440 nt
Organism: Parascedosporium putredinis
Lineage: Eukaryota; Fungi; Ascomycota; Sordariomycetes; Microascales; Microascaceae
Source: the annotation of a GenBank genome assembly
AUGGAUCCAGUCAGUCUCGGAGCGAGCGCCGUCGCAUUCCUUGGCGUGGGCAUCCACGCAGCAAGAGCCCUCCACGCCAUACUCUCUGGUAUCAAGGACGGCCCAGAAAAUGUCAAGCGUGCCUCGGAUAGCGUCUGGGGGCUGGUUCCGAUACUGGAAGAUUUAGCAAGACGUCGCGCGUUGGGUCAAGACGGCAAAGCGGUCCUCGAGCGACGCCUUCUCAUGUGUGUCGAAGAUCUCGAGGGAUUCGCCUCCAAGAUUGACAGGAUCUCCCUGAGCGACUCUGAGCGUCGGCGCGGGAAAUACUGGAAGAAGGUGAGGAUGGUCUUCAGCGAGAAGGCUCUUGCUACAAUGUGCGCGGUAACUUCAGGUCACGUAGCGGCGAUUAAUCUGCAACUCAAUGUGAUGUCGAGUGAUGCCGUUUUCGCCAUGCCAGACCAACUCAACGAAAUAAAGCAGGCAGUCCUUGCGCAGCGAACAGAUGGGGCCGAGAGUCUAGCGGCUUUAAUAAAUCAGAAAGCAACCAUCGGAGAACUCCUAACUGAGGUCUCUCGCAUUGGAAAUGGCGUCGAUACUGUUCAACAGACGAUAACAACUCUCACCGCGGCAAGACUAACUACGAACGACGAGACGCGCGAUAUGGUCCACCAGAUCCUCCGCCUUGCCAUGGGCCUAUCAGCUGGCGAGGAAGGAAUUCAAGUCCUUCUCGACCGAGGUUUCGACAUUCACGAUAGCGAUGAGGACGGUCGCACACCUCUACAAAAUUGCUUCAACGGCAAUGUGCACCUUGGCGAAUUUACGAGCAACCCACGUUGGAUUGGAGCGAGCCGAGUUCGAUCGCUAGCCAACGGGAUCAUCACUUUGAUUCAACACGGCGCAGAUAUUCACGGGAUAGACUAUUUGGGGCAUUCGGUUUCUCACAAAGCAUAUCAUCCCAAACACGGAGACUCCGGUUUAUGGGACGAUGAUGGGAGUUUGCGCGGAGACCUUUGGGACUAUGCUCUAACAAUGUGUGGCUACGACAUCUCCGAAUUCGGUGGUGCAUACUGUAGGCGAGCGCGGUACACCAAACGGUAUCGAAGAGCGGAUUUUGAGGCACUGUGGGAAGGUAAUGAGCACCUGUGCCCCUACUUUAACAGCCGAAAAUGCCGUUGUGCUCGCCAUUCGCUGGGGCAGGAGAUGGAUGACUCGAGCGACUGGGUUUCAACUUCUGAAGAUGAAGAUGAAUGUGAGAUGGGUGAUUAUGAAGAGCAUGACUGGGAGUCUGAAGUAUGCUCCAGUUUGAGCUGGGACUCUGAGUACGAAGAUCAACUUAGUAGCGAUAGCGAAAGCGAUGGAUCUGACAUGGAUCAUAACUGCAUUGAUCAGGAGGACACGUCUAGCGAUGCCUCGGAAAGCGGGUGGGAAACGGACGAUAGCGAAUCAGGGCCUACUUUAUAG